AUUUCUGGUUGUUCUUUAUAUAUCAGGGAGAUUAAUUCUUUGUGGUACGAGCUGCUAAUUUUUUGUGAACUUUUAAAAAAGCCUUUUAACUUUUUUUUUAGCAUAAUUAAGGUCAUACUAUAUACAUAAUUCUGUGUUCUGCUUUUCAGUCGUAACAUUAUGUCACCAGUAUUUUUAUUUUUCAAAUGUAGCAUGUUUUUACCCCGCGGAAGGAAAUGCAGAGGGAGGUCCUGGAAUGUAGAGGAUGUUGCCCUGACUUGUUUGGUACUGAAGUUAAGGUGAUAGUGCAGCAGAGUUGGAAGAACACAGAAUUUGGAGUCAGGAGACAUUGGUUUGAGUCCUAACUUUAUCACUUACUGUUUAAAACCCUGUUAAAGUCUCCGAAGUUCUAUGUAAAAGAGUUUAUAUAAUAUAGGCUCUCACAGGACAUCUGUGAAGGUCAGCUCAGGUGAAUUGUGUAAAAGCGUUUGGCAAACUUUACAAUGUUAGGCAAUUAUUUGUGUGUGUGUGCAGCUCUGAUCACCCGUCUUCCUCUGCCUGCCUCCAAACAUCGGAGCUCUGGAACUAGUAUCCCUAGGCUCUGUGAGAUGAUGCAGUAAAAAAAAGGCAGGUAUUUAAUACAAUGGAAACCAAUUUGAUACAGUACUAGAACAGUAAUAACAGACUCAAAGCCAUAAAGAGAUUUAAUAAAUGAGAAGGGGGAUUACUUUUAUGGAGAAAAACUUUGUCCUGUCCUUGGAGGAUGCAGGGGAUAAAAGAGGACACAAAAAUGUGGUAUACGAAUGCUGAGAAGAAAGCUCAAUAAAUGCCAUUGUUUAAGGCCAAACUCCAUAUUUGAAACUGAAUCUGAAUGCCUUGAAUUCAUUAAGGUGGUUUCCAAGUAGGAGUUCACCCACUGCCUCAUGCUUCAGCUCCCAAGAAGCCUCUUAAACCAAACAGUAAUUAUGGUGGUUAGUCUUAGGGCAAUAAUGAAAUCUUUAAUGGGUUAAAAAAAGGUUGUUCCUAUUGUAUUCCUCAAUUUCAUUAUUUAUUUUUACUUUUUCCAAAGAUAGUACAGUCAUAUAGUUAAAUAUUCAAAAGGCACAAAGUCUUAGUAUUUACAACACACUUACCAUAUGCCUGGCUCUUGUUAAGUACUUUACAUUUCAUCCUCAAAACAACGCUUAUGAGGUAGGUACUGCUAUCCCUAUUUUGCAGACAAGGAUACUGAGGAACAAAGAGGUUGGGUAACUCGUCAAAGUCACGUAGCUAGGAAGAGGCAGAGCGAGAACUUGAGUCCAGGCUGCCUGGCUCCAGAGUCUACACUCCUCCUCACUAUGCCCUUUGAACAGAUGUGUACUAAAUAGCACAGGGGAAGCCUUUUCCCUGGGCUCUGUAAAGAGUUCACAGUGAAGUCUUCAGCUUACUUCUCCCCCUCAACAACCCUGCUUUCUACUCCAGACACAACCGGUCUUACCGAUUCAUUGCAUAUCUUUCUAGAGGUACUCUAUAUGUAUAUAAUAAAAUUGAGAGUUUCUUCCCCCUCUGUUUUUCCUGUUUUAAAAUACACAUGGUGGCAUUCUAUACACAAUGUUCUGUACUUCUUUUUUCUAGUUAAAAUGAUGUCUUAGAGCUUACUAUAUGAUUACAUAAGGAGCUUCCUCAUUUGUUGUUGUUCCCGGACAGUACUCCAUUGUAUGGGUGUGCCCUCAUUUGUUUAACCAUCCCAUGUUGACAGUUCCUUUCCAGUCCUUUGCUAUUCCAAACAGUGCUGCACUGAAUUCCUUUUUGUGCAUAAUCAUGUCGGACCUGUGUGAGUUGAUCUGUGGGAUUAAUUCCUACAAGUGGUGUUGCUGGGUCAAAGAGGAUUUGGUCAUGUUCGGAGUUUGACCUGAACGAGAUUCGCCUGAUAGUUUACCAGGACUGUGAAAGGAGAGGCCGUCAAGUCUUGUUUGAUUCUAAAGCUGUUCACAAGAUUGAAGAGGGGGCAGCUCAGAAAACAGAGGAUGUCCCUAUUAAAAUGUCAGCCAAGUGCUGUCAAGGAAGCAGCAGUGGCAGCAGCAGCAGUGGCAGCAGCAGCAGUGGCAGCAUCUCCUCUUCCCAUAGUUCUUCUGGGGGAUCUUUACAACAUGCUAAGGAACAGCUUCCGAAGUACCAGUACACAAGACCAGCUUCUGAUGUCAACAUGCUGGGGGAAAUGAUGUUUGGCUCAGUUGCAAUGAGUUACAAAGGAUCCACCUUAAAGAUACACUACAUACGGUCUCCUCCACAAUUGAUGAUUAGUAAAGUCUUCUCUGCUAGAAUGGGCAGCUUCUGUGGGAGUACAAAUAACCUGCAGGACAGCUUUGAAUACAUCAAUCAAGACCCUAAUUUGGGCAAACUGAACACAAAUCAGAAUAAUUUGGGUCCUUGUCGUGCUGGAAGUAACCUAGGUCUGCUGCAAGCAUGCAGCAGCAAACUGCUGCCGGGGGUGGCUGAAGGAGGACCUCUCCGGCUCACCCGGAGUGCUUCUUUCUUUGCAGCACAUAGCACUCCAGUUGACAUGCCAAGCAGAGGACAGAAUGAAGACAGGGACAGUGGCAUUGCUCGAUCAGCCUCACUAAGCAGCCUUUUGAUUACACCUUUCCCGUCUCCAAGUUCCUCUACGUCUUCUUCCAGCAGUUAUCAGCGCCGCUGGCUUCGAAGUCAGACAACAAGCUUGGAAAAUGGCAUCAUUCCAAGGAGGUCAACUGAUGAGACAUUCAGCCUGGCUGAAGAAACCUGUAGUUCUAAUCCGGCCAUAGUUCGGAGGAAGAAAAUUGCCAUAAGCAUCAUCUUUGCCCUAUGUGAGAAAGAGGAAGCACAAAGGAAUUUCCAGGACUUCUUUUUUUCUCAUUUCCCCCUGUUUGAAUCUCACAUGAACAGGCUGAAGAGUGCAAUUGAAAAGGCCAUGAUCUCCUGUAGGAAGAUUGCAGAAUCAAGUCUCCGUGUCCAGUUUUAUGUCAGCCGUCUGAUGGAAGCUCUGGGAGAAUUCAGAGGGACUAUCUGGAACUUAUACUCUGUUCCAAGGAUAGCUGAACCCGUAUGGCUUACCAUGAUGUCCAGCACUUUGGAAAAAACCCAGCUCUGCCAGCGCUUUCUCAAGGAGUUUACACUUCUGAUAGAACAGAUCAACAAAAACCAGUUUUUUGCUGCCUUGCUGACUGCAGUGUUAACCUACCACCUGGCCUGGGUACCGACUGUCAUGCCUGUUGAUCACCCUCCCAUUAAAGCCUUCUCAGAGAAACGCACCUCUCAGUCAGUGAACACACUGGCCAAAACACAUCCAUAUAAUCCUCUCUGGGCGCAGCUGGGUGAUCUUUAUGGAGCUAUCGGCUCUCCAGUGAGGCUGACUCGCACUGUGGUGGUGGGGAAGCAGAAGGAUUUGGUCCAGCGCAUACUUUAUGUCCUGACCUACUUUCUCCGUUGCUCUGAGCUGCAAGAGAACCAGCUGACCUGGAGUGGGAAUCAUGGUGAAGGUGACCAAGUGGUAAACGGGAGCAACAUCACGACAGCGCUGGAGAGGGGUGAGGUGGAGGAGUCUGAGUACGUGGUAGUUACGGUGAGAAGUGAACCUGCUCUCCUUCCCCCCAUCCUGCCACCCACGACGAUGGCCGAGGGCAGGAGCCCCGGGACGGAGGGGUUGGCUGGGGUCCCAGAGGGCGUAGACAUUAGAGAGCUGUGUCCCAAACCUGACAAAGAAGGAAACAAGAGUUCUGAGGUCGGCAGCAUGGGAUACCAAGAGACAGCACUGGACAGCUCUUGGAAACCUCAGGAUGCUUCUGUUGGGGAUGAAGAAAGUGAAAAAGAGGCACCACGAGAUGGCUCUUCAAGAUUCUCCAGCUGUGAAGGUUUGGGGGCAGGACUGCAGAUUGGCCAACAGACUGUCAUUGAGGAGUUGAAAGGGGAGAUGCCUAAGAAACUACCAGACCGGUCAGCAGCCUGGCCUUGCCCUGACAGACAUUCCCGGGAGAAGCCUCCCUUAGAAAAGGUCACCUUCCAAAUUGGAAGCUCCGUGUCUCCAGAGUCUGACUUUGAAAGCCGCACAAAAAAAAUGGAGGAACGGCUAAAGGGCUGUAGACAAUAUCCAGAGUCAGCCAGUUGUCCCUCUGCUGAGCCCAGCGGGGCUGCUCACGUGGCUCAGGACCAGCAGGUUUCUCGGUGCUCCUUCAUGCCUGGCUUCCAAAAGAAUGUCUGCUGUCCUCAGAAUCAAUCUUCUGAAGGGGGCGAAAGUGCAUGUGACUGGGGUUUUGCUGAGGACAGAGGCAUCAGAACCAAGGUCACAGCAGAUGCUGCUGGGCUGCUUGACCGAUCUGUCCACUUGUUAGCUCCUAAUGACAGUGCGGCAGGAGCUGGACAGAGAACGCUGGAGAAAACGAGAGGUUUGUAUCUGAAGGUUGCGGAAGGAUCUCUGGUAGAGCCUGUUCCGAGCAGGUGUGUCCAGCAGGACUCGGACUUCUCGGUUGAGGCAGAUGUCCCCUGUGGGGAUGCCGACAGGAAGGCUGACUUCAGGAUUGAAGGAGACAUUCCCAGAAACGAAAGCUCAGAUAGCGCUCUCGGAGACAGCGACGACGAAGCAUGUGCUUCAGCCACGCUGGAUCUGGGUCACAGCAGUGACCGGCCUGAAGGGUCCUUGGAAGUGGAGCUGCCUCUGCCAAGAUCUCAGAGCAUCAGCAACCCAAAUGUAAGAAACUUUGGCCGCUCACUUCUGGCGGGUUAUUGCCCCACGUACAUGCCUGAUCUGGUGCUUCAUGGGACCAGCAGUGAUGAGAAGCUGAGGCAGUGCCUGCUGGCGGAUCUGGUCCACACCGUCCAUCACCCAGUGCUUGAUGAGCCGAUAGCUGAAGCUGUCUGUAUUAUCGCAGACACGGAUAAGUGGAGCGUCCAGGUCGCCACCAGUCAGAGGAAAGUGACGGACAACAUGAAACUAGGCCAGGACGUCUUGGUCUCUAGUCAAGUGUCCAGUUUACUUCAAUCCAUUUUGCAGCUUUACAAGCUUCACCUCCCUGCUGAUUUUUGUAUCAUGCAUCUUGAAGACAGACUACAAGAGAUGUAUCUGAAAAGUAAGAUGCUGUCUGAAUAUCUUCGUGGACACACACGAGUCCAUGUGAAAGAAUUAGGUGUCGUACUGGGGAUUGAAUCGAACGACCUGCCUCUGUUGACUGCUAUUGCCAGUACUCAUUCUCCUUACGUCGCUCAAAUACUCUUAUAAGCUAAAGCUCAGGACAGUUCUUCCUCGGAAGAAAAAAAUCAGAUUCUCAACUGAAGAAGAAUAAGCUCUCUGUGACGUCAAAAGCAUAAGAAGAGCAAACAGAAACAGUCAUUCCACCUCUUUGUUUUGUUUUGUUUUAUUUCGUUGCUUUCAAGUGGAUGCUUCAUUGGAAGACUUAGGUUUACUUGACAUAAUGGCAUGUGUGUUUUCAUGAACACUUUAGGCCUUUUGUCACUGGUGAAUCAACAGAGAGAGUGACCUUUUUGGUAGGAGGAAACACAAGCACUACACUGAACACUAAGCUGUUGGUACAGAUUGGCUGUGUGUUUGGGCAGAAUAGUGACAAGUGACUUUGGAGCAGGGGGUAAACAAUGUAUCUACCGUUCUAGUAGGAAAAUGUGACAGAGUGUAAGCAUGAGCUCUCCAAACUGGGGGAAGCAUAUUUUGCUGUUCUAAGAAGACAGUCAGAACAAGGACUCUGGAAUCCAGGUCAGAGUUUGCUUUUUACAAAAGGUGAAAUAAAUAAAGCCACGUUGUGCCAUCUUCAACUCUGGUGGCUAUAGGAGUUACUGUCUGACGUGAAACAUGAAAGAGGAUUGACUAUUGGGAAGAGAGUGCUUUAGGACCCACUGUUUUCACGUCUUGGAGUUUACCUUGUUUCAGAUGCAACCACAGGUCGUUUAGAGAUGGAUUGUUGGUGCAAUAAACCCAGGGAUCAAUGUAGCAUCUUAAUCCCAUCGAGAUGUAGUUUGUAGCAGCAGAGUGCAUAGUCUGAUACCAUAUGUUUUAUCCUGAUACUUUAGAGCUUUCAGCAGCCUUUUUAAGAGAGGCCAUUUACCAAAGUUAUUUCUAUAAGCUCGAGUGUUUCUGUUGCUAAAUUCUUCCAGCCGAAGCCACUUUCUUCCUAUAAUAGUUAAUACAAACGACUAUUUACACUUUAAGAGGCACAGCUGUUGUGGUGGGAAAUGAAACCUGCAACAGUUCAGGAUGACUAAUGAAAGUAAUUAGUUUGAACAUUUAUAAACAAUCCAUGUGUGAUCUAAAUUUUUACAUUAUCAUCUUUGUGCCUUCUAAUCCCUACGUCCUUUUCAAAACACCUUUCCAGAAAUUAAAUUACCCUCUCUAAAACCUGCCAAAAUGAAGAAUUGUUUAUUUAGUAGCAUAGUUCAGCUUUUUAAAAACUUUAGUUUUCUGUUAGUUUAUAAGAAACUUUACUUAAUUUCCUGACCAUGAACUAUGACCAUGUCAGACUAUGUACUGACAUCCAGGGCAAAGGAGAAGACUUUAAAAAAUUGAUCGUUAAAAGACAUCAGCUAAUGUGGUAAAGCAAACAUUGUUAGAACCUUGCAGAUCUUGACUACAGCUAAUUAUGACCAGGUUCUGAUCUCCUUUCACUGUUUUAUGAAUUAAUUCCAGUCCCUUCCAUGUAUUUGUACCUAGGAACAUGAAGUAACUUCCAUCUUAGGGGUUAGAAUGACUCUAGAUUUUCUAUUUGAUAAAAUCCUGAUCCCAAACACCAAGUUACAUAAGAUUGUCUCUUUAUUCUUUUACAAAUACAAGUUAACUAUUUGUUUCAAAGAAUAUAGCAGCAGUACCAAUGGAGAAGAACAGGUAUGUCAUUUCUUAGGAACAAUUCUUAGGAAUAGGUCAGAACUGCUACCUUCCCUUCUCUCUCUCUCUUUUUUAUGAUGUGAAAUGUAGAUGGGUGCAUUAAGGCUCUUAAGAUCUUUAAUUUUAAUUUUAUAUCUUUCUUUCAUAAAAUUGAAGUUUUCCAUUCUGUCUGUAUUUUUCUCUUUCCUUUUGUCUAACAUCUGAGUUCAGUGUUUUAAAUUCUCUAGCUCCAUGACAUCAUUGCCUGUUAUAUUACACAAAGAGGAUGAACCUCACCUGUGGCUCAGCUCACUCAUCAAUUGUUUUUCAUUACGUGAGAAUAAAGUGUAAUAGCUGAUGUUACAUUGUUUCCAUCUGCACCAGUUUAAAGCAUUUCUCUCAUCUCUAGUUCCCUUUUCUGUGUUUACACGUUUUGGGCACUUUCUCUCAUUCACCACCUUCCAGGGUUUCAUAGAAAAUAACUAGAUACAAAAUCAGUUCCUUUCUAGUGUGUACAUAGUGGCAUGUUGAAAAUUAGACCCAUGUAGGGGGAUAUCGGGCUUUGAAUGGCUGAUUCUAAACUCCAUACGUAAAAGAUUUAGCCCAGCCCCCUCAAAGCCUGAGAAGAUUUGUCUCCUAAUCUACUGGUCCAGAACUCUCUCUUGGAAAAUGUCUGUUGGAAAACUGCAGGUGGGUCACAUGUGGGGGUUGUCUCUGUGACGCUCAGGAUUCAGUCAGGACCUAAUCCUCACGUCUGUUGCCUACAAAAACAGACCAAGAAUGUUGCUGCUCUUUCAUAAUCCUCCUCUCAACAACAUUCAAGUUUUGUCUGUCUUAAAUUCAACCUCUUCCCAAAAGUGGAAAAGAAAAAAAUCUCAUGGAAUUGUGUUCAGAUACCCUCUCACACACCAGAUACCCCCAGUGGCUUCAUUCUGUCUUAACCGAAGAGGCAAGAAAGGGAUCCCGCCCUCUCCAAUGCCCACCUCAAGAAAAACAGAAAAAUUAAAAAAAAAAAAAGAAAACUACCUCAGUUGACAGGAUUCCACCUUUAGGGUUUCUUCAACUUUUAAGUCUUACCUGUUGAGUGUAACUUUUGUAGCAUCUUGCUUUUCUAAGCAAGCUAGUGAGGCAUGACAGAGCAGAAGUGUGUAAAUGUUACUGUGAUGGACCUCUUUCUAGCAUGUUGCCAUUUUAUUUUUAAUAGAUUGACGAGUGAUAUGAAUGUAAAGAUAAUUGUGUACGUUUAAACAUGACAAUGAAAAUUUAAAAUGUAGCUUCCAUACUUGUGCAUAAUUCCAAAGUAUUUUAUUUUUAUCAGUGUUAAAUAGCUUUUUGUACAGGCUUCAAUCCAUUUUUCUGAAGUGUGCUGUUUUUUAAUGAAAGUAACUAUAACCUUUUCACAUCCCAUGGAACUGCCGUUUACACAUCGCAACUUUUUAAACUUACCGUAUUUUUCAAAAUUAACUCUUUUGGAGGGAGGGAAAUCCCCGCUUGCUAAACGAUGCUGAACCGUUGUUCAGGCUCUUCUGAUUAGGUCCUGAGAUUUUAUAAAGUUCAGUCUCUAGCUUUUUAGGUUCUUCACUAGAGUUGGUUGUACAUAAAAAUAAAGAAUAUAAAAUGACCCCAAAAAUCUUUUAAAUGUCUAGAUUUUCCACUAAUAUGUACUUUUGAAAGUAUUUUGUUCAUGCAUACUUUCACCAUGAAAUUGAAAAAGUCUUUAGCUUCUUUUGGUAAAUGUGAACCAUUUGUUUUUUAUUGUGCUUUGGGGGAGGGGAUAUUUUAAUAUAGUAUUUGCCUAAAUCAAGCAGCCCCCUCUGAAUGUUCAUUUUUAAAUGUCAAAAUUUGGUGAACCAUAUAUCUUGGAAGCAAGAUUGCAAUAUGCUUAAGUUUAAGUGGUGUUUCAAAAAGGAGAAAAUCCGGGAUUUGUUAUUAUUGAAGCUCCAUUAAGACAAAUUAAUAGGACUUUAUAUUUUUGAUCAGUUUAAAUAGGUAUCAAUGUCAAUGUAUGGAAAAUUUUUCUUAAAACUUGUUCAUGUAUUAUUUUGAUCCAUUUUUCUGUGGCAUUUGGUGCAAUAAACCUUUUGAAUUUAUCUUGAA
This is a messenger RNA of Equus caballus (horse), 8896 nucleotides long. RefSeq names its product folliculin interacting protein 2 (gene FNIP2). Gene Ontology annotation, cellular component: cytoplasm. Lineage: Eukaryota; Metazoa; Chordata; Mammalia; Perissodactyla; Equidae. The record is from RefSeq and is a predicted model, not a curated record. Gene Ontology annotation, molecular function: protein-folding chaperone binding; ATPase inhibitor activity.